Molecule: messenger RNA, 447 nt
Organism: Paramuricea clavata
Lineage: Eukaryota; Metazoa; Cnidaria; Anthozoa; Malacalcyonacea; Plexauridae
Source: the annotation of a GenBank genome assembly
AGCAAGUCAGGACUCACCAACCUCUACAACAAACGCGUUGUGAGUUCUCAGGCGGUAGAAAGACCCCUAGCCGGGCAAAAAGGUGGUCAGUAUGGAAAAAGCGCAAUCAGCGCAGCAAAUGCAUUCGGAGUUACAACAUCCUACUCUGGCAAGCCUGAUCAAGCCACUCAUUCAGGAAGCUUGGUGACAACGAGUGAUGGUAGUCAGUACUUGGUUCACAAGGGAGAUGGCUUUGGCAAAAGUAGUGAUACAGUUGUCGUUGACGCGAAGCACAUGAGUAAAAACUGGCAACCGGUUGAACAAAGUCGGGAUGUUGGUGGAAGAGCAUCUGUAAGCGAUUAUGUUAAAGCUGGAGGGAAAGAUUACCAUUUACGGGGAGGAGUCUGCCACGACGCUACUCGCAACAUGCAAAAUCUUGGAAAUCAAGGAGGGUGUGGCGUACAAUGA